AAAUUCGUAACAUAUUUUACAUUUGGUAAAUUCGCUUCACAUAACACGAAUUGUAAUUCGUAACAUAUCAUACUAAAUGGAAUGUCUCGGAUUUAGGUAAAGAAUAAUACGAAAUGCUUUGAGACCAGGUUGGCAUGGUGUAACUAGCUGGGUUGGUGGUAGGCCACAUUGAUAUUCCUGUGGAUAAUAGCAAGGAGAUAGUGUUGGCUAAAGGACUAUGCUUCUGUAUAAAUUGUCUAACAACAUAUGCACCUGUUUCUUACAGUAGUAGUAUGCCCAACCAGGAUAAAUACCAAUAUCCAGAUGCAAAAAACGAAUGACACGGUUUGGAUCUUGUUAUUUUACUGAUAUUUAAUUUAGUUGGGGGAUUUGAGGGUAGCUAACUUGUAGUAUCUAUCUGACUGUGCAAAAAGUGUUUUAUGGUUCAGGCACUGAAAGGACAACUAAAAUUGAGCUACCCCUAUAUUGAAGGACCUUUCGACACCCAACUGCUUUCUCCGACAGCAAUCUCGGCAAUGGCGGAUUACGAUAACUACGAUGACCGAGAUCGGGCUUACGGUAGUUUUGGUGGAGGCAGAGGACCCAGAGGUGGCAGUGGACCUGGUGGACCCCGCAAGCAAAAGGAUCUACCCACAGAGCCCCCAUACACAGCCUACGUGGGUAACCUGCCCUUCAACACAGUGCAAGGAGACAUAGACGCCAUUUUCAAAGACCUCAAUGUCAGGAGUGUUCGACUAGUCCGAGACAAAGAAACAGACAAGUUUAAAGGUUUUUGUUAUGUAGAGUUUGAUGACUUGGAAUCCCUUAAAGAAGCUUUGACGUAUGAUGGUGCUCUCCUUGGAGACCGGUCACUCAGGGUUGACAUAGCAGAGGGCCGAAAGCAAGAGAGGGGCGCCGGAGGAUUCGGCUUCCGGGGGAACGACAGAGGAGGCCGAGGGGGCUCUCGUGGAGGUGGUCCCAGAGGAGGCUCCAGAGACGACUAUGAAGGAGGCUACAGAGGAGACGACGACUUCGGACGAGGCCGAGGAGGUGGCCGCGGUGGUGACCGAAGGGGAGGCGGUGGAGGAGCAGGCAUGGGGGGACGCUACAGGGACGGCGGACCACCACCGCGCGCUGGAGCGGAUGACUUCAGAGAACCCUCUGACGAGGAGAGGGCACAGAGACCGCGACUUCAGCUGAAACCACGCACGGUGGCUGCCCCGCUAAACCAAGUCGCCAACCCCAACUCUGCCAUAUUUGGCGGAGCCAAGCCGAGAGAGGAGCUUGAAAAAGAGGCAGAAAAGGAAUAGAUAUAUCCACGCGGCUGCAUUAUUCUGGAAGUCUACUCUGGAUCUACUGGCUUUGUUUACCAAAAAUCUUUCAAAGACUUCUCCCAAAGAGCUCGCUGGGGAGUCGGGCGCUGGGUUCCUCUUUCUGCUCGCUAACACAAAGGCAGGCCUUCAUCUAAUUGGUAAAAAAAAGCAGUUGGAGCCAAGGCUGCUGUGAGGGGCAGGGGCCAGGCCUAUGUCAACCUGACCCGUACCCCACACACAUCAAAAGGAACUCGGGACAGGGGCUUCAGUUUGGUUCUGUUGCCUUUGGGUAAGGACUUUGCUGUGUAAUUUUCUCUUACCUUUCCCAAGGCAUCCUUUUGUGUUCACCAAAUUAUUUUCCGUUUUAGACAUACAGCUGUCAAAAGGGCUGUUCCUUUGGUGUCUUUUAUAUCUUUUCCUCCAAAAUUUCUGCUCUAUUUGUGAAAUGACUAUCAUUUCAGCUUCAAAUUUCCACUGUCUUAAAUAUUAAAUGAUAACAUUGCCAAGAGAACUGAAUCCUUAUUGUUGUCUCUCAAUGUGUAUUUCUGGAACCUGAUUUUGAAAGAUUUUUGAUCUUAGUCUGUUAAAUCCAGGCAAAAUGGCUUCCUGCAUAAUGGAGCGAUGCCGAAAGUGUUUUAGAGGAGCGGCUGAAGCGCGCACUAGAUUAAAUCAGAAACAUGGGUUAUUGCAACGGUCUUGAUGUCUGGCAACUUUUGACUUCCACAUCUUAAUAGUUAUAUGCAUUUUAUCAACAACAAAAAAAUGGAUCACUUAAACACUGCAAAAUGUACUACUUUAACAGGAAACUGAACAAAAAUCACCUGCUCUCAUUUGUCCCAUGGAGACCGGCUAAAUCUAGUCUGCCUUACCAGUAGAUUGUGUAGGAGGAUGCUUUUGAGAAUGUGUUGCAACCAUUUUUAUUUACAUUUUACUGGUUAUGAAAUUUUAGUACGUGAUAACUUGUUCUUACUGUACUAUAGAAAGAUCUGUUUUUUUUUUGUUUGUUUUUUUCCUACACUGUUUAUGGCAAUAAAAUGUAUCAUCUUACAUUAAUUCUUAAUGUGUUUGAAUGGGAUGGGUGAAUAAGUAAAGGCAAUGAAGUAGUUCUCGGAGAACACAAAGCAAUGUGAACAUAGAAGGAAAAACAUUUUAAUUUAAUGGAGCAGGGCAGGUGUUUUGAAAAAGUUAGCUCUGUAAGGAACAUGCAUACAUAUCCAGUUUCAGACCAUUUUAAGUUAUUGAUUAUUCCCUACACAUUCUUUCUAUGUUCGCACGUGUCUUUCUGCCCACAUUUAGAAACAAUGUAUUGCAUGCAGAGAACCUAGUUCCUCAUCAAUGCUUUCCCCACAGGAUUACAACAUAAUGCAGAGUAUAUGUAGAAUACCGUUUGGAGGCCUGUUGUGCUCGAGGUGCAGGGAUCGGAUCCUUUUUGGUGUGUGUCUGAAUGCCAGACAGAAUCUUUGUUCUGAUUUUAUGGUUAGUUGAACUUUGAGAACAGGGGGUGUAUUCAUUAUGAACUGUUUUAAGAAGCAAACUGAGUGAAACAAUUGUUUCUAUUGGACAAAUUUCAGGUAGGUCCCGCCCUGUUUUUGUUUGCUUCCGUUUUAAGAAACUUGCAACAAUCGGUGUAAUGAAUAUGCCCCCGAGCAAGAAUGUUUGCUUUAUUUUGAAUAACCCAAUAUUGGUUUUAAAUUGGCCAUUUGUUUUGCAGAGUAGAUACAGCUUGAAAAUUACAGGGUUUGGUGUUUUGAACAGUCUUUUUAAUAAAACAAUUGAAUUGUCUGUCACUGCUUACAUGAAACGGUUGGGUAUUUGUUUUAUCUGAAGGAAGUACCAGUAUCAAAUGUUCUAGCAUGAAAAACAAUUUAACAUUUAGUCCUUUGGGGAACAAUCUUGAGACAGUUCAAAGUAUUAGGCCACUGUGUUGACCACAUUUUGUCAAUAAAUCUUCACUAAACACGUUUUGGUGUGUCAAGUACAACACA
Salvelinus namaycush (lake trout) is the source of this 3277-nucleotide messenger RNA. Its product is annotated as eukaryotic translation initiation factor 4H-like. Bases 420 to 1289 code for a protein of 289 amino acids. The transcript is spliced from 8 exons. NCBI's taxonomy places the organism in Eukaryota, Metazoa, Chordata, Actinopteri, Salmoniformes, Salmonidae. The record is from RefSeq and is a predicted model, not a curated record. Gene Ontology annotation, molecular function: RNA binding.